Messenger RNA from Oncorhynchus masou masou (cherry salmon), 9408 nucleotides. RefSeq names its product tet methylcytosine dioxygenase 1 (gene tet1). The record is from RefSeq and is a predicted model, not a curated record. Lineage: Eukaryota; Metazoa; Chordata; Actinopteri; Salmoniformes; Salmonidae. Gene Ontology annotation, molecular function: DNA 5-methylcytosine dioxygenase activity; zinc ion binding; DNA binding. Gene Ontology annotation, cellular component: nucleus. The coding region runs from base 442 to 7542 and encodes 2366 amino acids. The transcript is spliced from 12 exons. Gene Ontology annotation, biological process: positive regulation of transcription by RNA polymerase II.
ACCGUAGGUUGCAUCUUGGAGAGGAGGGAGAGAGGGCUGCCCUGAAGGCUUUGACACAAUAAGGAUUUACGCUUUAAAUUGUGUUGUAUCCAGUAUGGCUACAUGCAUGUUUUACACUAUCAAAAGCCGCUUGAUAUAAUAUUGCUAGAUUGUGUCAAUGUAUCAGUGUGGUAAAGAAGAACCAGACAUAUUUUCCGAGGGAAACCAAUACAAUGAACGUCAGUGUCUAACAGGGGUGGAGUAUUAUUAGCGAUUCAGACAGUGCAACUGUCUCUGGUACUUGUACGGCUUUUUCAACAUGGUGGGAAAAUAACUCAGAAUUUUGGUGUCUAAACAAUUUUAGGAAGAGAGAGAAAAAAGUGAAAGUUGGAGCAGGGCUAACAACCAUUCACCUGGUUCCCAUGCCGACUGCCCCAUCUCCUCCCUCUCAUAUCAUCCACUAUGCCUGCUACCCCCAAACCCCCUAAGAGACAAUCCCCACCACUGACAAGGAAUGGCUGCAAGGUGAUACCCACAACAACCGCCACCUCCACCGCCAAGAGACUGAACUCCAGCAAGCCCAGAGGAAAAGCCUUUGAGAGUCCACAGCCAACUUCAGAGCCACCCCGAAGAUCCACAACCAGGACCCAGGCCCAGCCAGCCAGAAGCCCAGGGAGGAGUGGGCUUGGUAGGCUUGGCGGUCAGGGUCCGGGGGCAUCUCCUGGUAGGGUUAACCAUGCCCCUGUGGGUAUAACAGGAUCAGUGAGGCUAAGGAGCUGGGGUAAUCCUCUGCUCCAGCAUGGUGUGGGAGAGGAGCCCCCUGGGCGCAGGAUAUCCUUAAGGGGCAUUGGGGGCGCCAAGCAGUUUCCUCCCCUGGCAAUAAAGCCUAGAACACGAGGGAAGACAGCAAGGGGGAGGGGAGGGAGGGGAGCGGUGGGUCAGAGAGGGAGCAAGAGCGGGAUUGAGCAAGGAUCUGAGGAGUCUGACACUGUUAGUAUAGACCCAAGUGAGAUUAACCAAGGGAAUAAUGUAGUUGGCCAUGUUGGUAAGGGCAAACCUCCUAACCUGAGGACUGAACUUGAUGAAACUACCUGUGUUGACCAGCAGGAGCUGGGAGUCGGCCAUGCUAGUGAGGGCAAACCUUGUAGCCUGAGGACUGAUGAUUCGGCUAGUGAUGACAAACAGGAAGAGUUAGUUGCCCAUAAUGGUGAAACGGUUGGGACUGACUCAUACGAUAAGCCUGUCAGCCAUAGUGGUGAGGGCAACCACUAUGAGCUCGAUGAGCCCACCAGUGUUGACCAACAACAGGAAAAGCUAAUCAACAAUAUUGCUGAGGGUAAUUCUUUCAACCUGAACCAUGAGCUUGGUGACUCUACCAGUGAUGACCGGCAGGAAGAGUCAGUUGGCCCUAAAUGUGAAUACAACGCCAAGAUUAACCUCGGAGCUGAGCAGAUUGAGAUGGAGCAAAGAGAGAGAAAUAUCCAUGCAGGAGAGCAGAGAGGAGGGGAGAGUUUGGAGAAGGAAGGAGAGGAAACGGUGAAGCAGGAAUAUGAGAGCGAUGAAGAAAAGAAGGAAGCAGACAGUAAGCAGAGAGUGGAGAGAGUCAAGGUGAAUGAGAUGGAGGAAAGAAAAGAGAAAAACGAGAGACAGAAGGAGGGAGAGGUUAUCAGCAGACCUUCAGACACAAGCACCAUUAUGUCUGUAGCUCAGCCCCAAAAGCCUAUUCCACAGGAUGACGCGUUGAUGAUGCAAUCACCUGUCCAUGCCUCACCUGUCUCUGAACCAGCUACCUCAGAUCUGGCAUCACCCCCUCUCCUUCAUCUGCCCUCUCCGCCUCACCCCACAGUGUCACAUGGUAUGAAGGUUCUGAACAAAGGUGUGAAACCAAUCCAACCUACCCAAACUGUGGAAAUCCAUAAACCUUUAAAAGGCCCAACUACUUGCCAUGAGACAGCACAGGCGAGCCCAAUGCAUCCAGUAUCACUAAGUUUCUCAGUUGCCUUCCUUAGUGAACCCCACAAGCCCCUGUGUGUAACCCCAGCGAAACCAGCACCCAGUCAGAGCCUAGAGAUCCCUAUCUCUCUGGAGGCUAGACAACUUCUCAGACCAGUGGACGAAGAGACCAAAGAGUCAUCCAAUCACAGUAACACAAAUUAUAUGUCAUCUUCAUCAUCUGCAUCAUCUUCGUCACACCUGAACACAAACGCGGAGGUCCCCACCACUUUGUCUCAAUCAAACACCAACGUUAACAUCACUGUGUCUGUACCAGUGCCAAAGAACCACAACAACUACCCAGAAGAGCCACCAUCAUCAUCAUCACUCCCAUUCACAAAAAUAGACCUCUUCACCACUGGAUCUGCACCUGACAAAGACACAGUGUGUGUCUCUGUAUCUGACCUAGGUUCUGUACCAAAGACUCACAACAAGAACAACCAAGACGAGCCACCACCAUCAUUCCCAUACACAAACACUGGAUCUGAACCAAACACAGACAUUGCAUCGGUCUCUGUAUCUGAUCUGGGUUCAGUGCCGAAGACCUCCUCCAUCCCUAACCAGGAGAGUUCUACCUCCAAGUUCUCAUGCAGCUCAGAGAGCACCCAAUCGUCCUACUCCUUUGACACAGAGUCAGAGCAAGGCUAUGGGGCCCCUAGCCCCCCUGGACACCCUAGCCUGGGCUCGAGACCCCUGGAGGAGGGCACAUCUCUGCCCCGACCCCCACAAGUCAACCAGAGGAGGGAGAGGAAAAAGAGGAGUAGUUGUGGAGGGUGUGAGCCGUGCCUGAGGAAGAUCAACUGUGGCCAGUGUAGCUGCUGUCUGAACCGCAGGACUGGACACCAGAUCUGUAAGCUGAGGAAGUGUAUGGAGCUGAGGAAGAGGAGGCCCAUGUCACUGCUCGCACUAACAUCUGCUCAGGUGGCGUGCAAGGACGUGGCCAAAGGAGCGUUAAAGAAACCCGUUUCCACGGUGGUUCCAGAGGGCGUCACAAUAAAUGGCAGAAGCCCUGUCCAGAUGGUAAAGGAAACCUAUACGGCAGAGGAGGAGUGUCACAUACCUCCCACACACCCCCAGACACACCCUCACACACACCCUCCCCACGCCCACACUCUCACCCCAAUCCUAGAUGGCCGACCAGCAGUACUUAUCAAGAGAGAGCGAGGUCUGGAGGACACCAACGAUGCACUUCUUCUGCAACACCACUACUCUUCAUCUUUUCACAAUAGUGCUGACGAAAACCUGUAUAAAACCAACGGUGCUCCAGUGUCACCAGAUUCCCAAAAGACUACAAGACAAUUAGAGUCCCAAAGGACUACAAAAACCACAUACCCCAAAGGCAGCUCUGAGCCCAAUGAUGCACUUCCGGAUGACACCAUGACCGUUCCUCUGAAGAAGAUAAAGUUGGAGGAGUCGUGGGUGUGGUCUACGGAGCAGUCCUCCACCCUACUAGGGGGCAAUGAUGACGAUGUCUAUGUGGACGCUCUGUCCACACUAGCAGCAGUUGUGUGUUUCUCUAUCACAGAUAGGAAGGGGCUGGAGGACAAGCUGUUUAGUUCCCGUUCCCCGGUGCUACACUCGUUAAAAACAGAGCCGGAGGACUUUAAGGUAGACCUACUCCUGAGAAGCACUCCCAUCAGUCCACGGAAAGCUCUUGACAUUAUUGUCAAACGAGAGCAACCCUCUCCAGAUCUCUCUCUGCCAAGCAUCCAGUCGUUGGUGCAAGAGAGGAAUAUUAGCAAUGACCAAGCUAUUGCUAUCGAGGCGCUAACCUUACUGGCAUCUAUCCCCCAAAACCCCCCAGAACCCUUUAGAAUGGACGCACAUGGUCAAAACCCCACCACAUCUUCCAAGCACUUAUCCAGUAGAAACACCUCUCUCCAGGAUGUCAAACCCCCAACAGGUUUCCUCCCCAACAAAGUUCUAGUCAUCAGCUCCCCUCUGCACCAGACCUCAGUCAUACGCUCCCCUCUGCACCAGACCUCAGUCAUCAGGUCCCCGGUGGCCAGACAGAGUCUUGUCAUCCAGUGUCAUUCCCGUAGUCCCGCAGCCACUGGCAAGCUGUCCCUACAGGACCUGCUAGAAGCCAGCUCGGACUGUGGCAGACUUCCCUACGACAGCACGGAGAGAGCAGGACAACACCUGUACAGGAGAGCAGACCAAGACCUUGGUUCUCACCAUAACAGGUCCGAAGGCACUUUCAGAGAGCGGAAAGACAUGGAGAGGAAUAGUAAGGAAACAACAGAGAGGACGGUGGGUAAGAGCGGGAGGAACAGGGAUGAGGAAGAGGUGGCGGCUCAACUGGCCGAGUUGGCAUUCAUCAUCCAAUCACGUCACAAGCAGCAGGGUUUCCAACCCUCCCAGCACUCUGAGAACAACCCUCCCAGAGGAACGCCAGUCUCGGCCAUCAAGUACAACUACAAUUCCCAGCAUGCACCACCCAACAACAAGAAAAUCCCUGUGAGGAAACCAAGUUCCACACCUUCCAAACCUAGGAAGAAGAAGGGGAUGGAAGGGGUUGAAGAGGAGGGCUACAACCCCAACAACAAGAUCCCCAUGUCCAAAAGGACACCCAAUGGCAAGACCCCCCACAGAGCCAGGGUCCAGAAGGUUCUGCCCCAGCCGAAGACAUUGUCGCUCAGCCACAAGAGGAGCCUGUUCCUUCCUCAGAUUCAAAUGGAUCUAAAGAGAUACCUGGCUGAGGCUCAGGAGGAACAACGGCAGCUCUUUUACUACAGCAACAGCCACAGUGGGGUCAAAUACCACAAAACCUCUGGAGCCGUCAAUCGUGGUCACGGUUAUGGUCAUGACAACCAACAGUGGUCGCAUUUGAACGGUCACCACAAUGGUCCUCUGAACGGUCACCUGGACCCUUUACAAGGACAAGGAGUUGGACAGGGACAUGAGUGUGAAAGACGAUUGUAUUCUCAGGUAUCGCAGCCCUACGUUUGGCAGCAGCACGGUGCUAACCUAAAGGCUAGCUCCACCAACCCCAGUUUCACCAGUUUAGACUCUAACAACCACAGAACUGGGUUGAACCAUAGUUUACCCAACGGCUACUCCUCUGGGGGUCAACGGCAGGGGUAUUACAAGGUGGAGAGGUCUGGUCCGGUCACCAUCUUGUCCACGUCAACUGAUGGCGCUUUGGACCUAUCAGAGGAGUUGACGCCAACCAAACACAACGUAAACAGCUUCCUGGAAUCGCCCCUCAUAUUCCUGGACACGCCCACUAAGAACCUGCUCAACACCCCCUCUAAGAAACUCUCUGAGAUCCCCUCCUGUGGCUGCAUGGAGCAAAUCAUAGAGAAGGAGGAGGGUCCGUACUACACUCAUCUUGGUGCUGGACCCAGUGUGUCAGCCGUCAGAGAGAUGAUGGAGAACAGGUAUGGAGAGAAAGGGAAGGCAGUAAGGCUGGAGGUGGUGGUGUACACUGGGAAAGAAGGACGCAGUUCCCAGGGUUGUCCCAUCGCCAAGUGGGUGAUCCGUCGGGGCAGUGAGGAGGAGAAGCUGCUGUGUCUGGUGAGACACCGGGCAGGGCACCGCUGUGAGAGUGCCGUGGUGGUGAUCCUCAUCCUGGCAUGGGAGGGCAUCCCCCGGGGCGUGGCUGACAGUCUGUACCAAGAACUCACUCAGACCCUCUGUAAAUACGGCUCCCCCACCAGUCGACGCUGUGCCCUCAACGAGGAUCGGACGUGUGCGUGCCAGGGUUUGGACCCAGACACUUGUGGCGCCUCAUUCUCCUUUGGCUGCUCCUGGAGUAUGUACUUCAACGGCUGCAAGUUCGCCCGCAGCAAGAUCCCCCGAAAGUACCGCCUGCUGGGAGAUAUGCCACAGGAGGAGGAGAAGCUGGAGAAUCGGCUGCAGAACCUGGCUACAGACCUGGGUCCUGUCUACCAGAGACUGGCCCCGGAGGCUUUCCAAAACCAGGUGGAUCAGGAGCAGGCGGGCCAGGACUGCAGGCUGGGUCGGAGGGCGGGCCGACCUUUCUCCGGGGUCACGGCGUGUGUGGAUUUCUGUGCCCACGCUCACAAAGACACACACAACAUGAACAAUGGCAGCACUGUGGUUUGCACUUUAACCAAGGAGGACAACCGUGCGGUGCGUAAUGUCCCUGAGGACGAACAGCUCCACGUCCUGCCCCUUUAUAAGAUCUCACAGAGGGAUGAGUUUGGCAGUGCCAAUGGCCAGUGGGCCAAGAUCCAGACUGGGGCCCUGCAGGUGCUCUCAGCCUUCCCCAGAGAGGUGCGUCUGCUGGCUGAGCCGGUGAAAUCAGCCCGUAAGAGGAAGCAGGAGGCCAAGCUGAAGGCCCAGGCUGACAAACAAGCAACAGCUCAGGACAGGAAGCCUGGACAGAGUCCACUAACCCCGGGCAAGGUCAAGACUGCCAACAAAGGUUUGAAAAGUGCUUCUUCAGCAGAUCAGUCCCCCUUGUUCAAAAGAGAGCCUCAGUCCUUCAGCUCUUACAGACCAGGAAAUGUGGGUGCGUAUGUACCAGACUCUAACUCCCCUAGCGCUUACAACCACAGCACCCCCACCUACCCCACUCUUCCUGGAAGAUCAACACCAGGGAUGGAGUCUCUUUCCCCCCAUCGCCCCGGCCUGCCUGCCCCCCAGUACAGAGGGACACCAAGGACCCAGAGCAAUGGUUCCCCAUUCCAUUACAAGACAAUGGAAGAGGCUGUGGCUGUGAAUGGUUACUCCCCAGGACUCAGCAGAAAGCAGCUGGUGGACCCUGACACAUGUCGGACCCCCCCAGGAAUGCCCCGGGGUGGCGACUACUCCCCCAGGAUUUUUAAAACGGAGCCCAACAAGGUGCACUGCUCCCCUCUCCUCAGACCCCCUCACAGCCACAGCACUCCUCCUCCCUCCUCCUCCACCCACACCCACCCAGAGGGCCUCCACAGCAGACUCAAUGGGCUCCUCAGGGCGAAGGCGGAGCUGGGAGUCAAGGACGGGGUUAGAGGUCAUGUAGGUCAUGUUAUUCCUCACAGUGCCCCCCAUCCUCCUCAUCAGGCCCCUUCCCCUCUCUUUCCCAAUCCAAAAGAGGUCAAACAGGAACAGGAAGAGGUGUGGUCGGACAGCGAGCACAACUUCCUGGACAGUGAUAUCGGCGGGGUGGCGGUGGCUCCCUCCCACGGUUCCAUCCUGAUCGAAUGUGCCCGCCGAGAGCUCCAUGCCACCACACCCAUCCUCCGGCCCGACCGCAGCCACCCCACCCGCAUCUCCCUGGUCUUCUACCAGCACAAGUCCCUCAAUGAGCCCGACCACGGCCUGCACAUGUGGGAGGCCAAGAAGGCCCGGAGGGAGCGGGAGAGAGAGGAGGAGGCUGAGAGGCUGAGGAUGGGCCUAGACCUGGAAGAGGUUAGCCCGGUCAAGGGGAAGAGGGGGAAUGGGGCCGGCAGUGAGAGUGUGGAGCCUGAGGAGGAGGUAGAGGAGGGGGGCCCGGAGGAGAAGAAGGGUGUGUUGACAGUUCCUACCCGGAAGGCGGUGACUGUCCCGCGGGAUGGGGUGGUCACUGUUUCCCCUUAUGCUCUGACACAGGUCACGGGCCCUUACAACCGCUGGACAUGAGAUGAUACUGUUAUGUACACACACAGACACAUACAACAAAUACAUUUGAACACACAUCACCCUGUGCUACUGCCUUACCUCAAUCAACAUUACACUUCUAGUCUCGUUAUGUGUUAUUUCAUUGUGUUACUUUUUCUAAUGUAUGUCUGUUUAUUUUUAUUUCUCUUUGUCUCUGCUUUCAAAGUGAUGAGGAAGACUAUCAUUUGUGGGGUUUUAACUGUGAGUUUUGGUAUUUGAUGAUAAAACAUUUUGAUCUGGUUUUUCAUGUAAAGAGAUGGUGCUCAGAACCAAUUUUUUAAACUGGUUUUAUAUAGGAAUUGAUUAAGAAGAACAAACAAGAUGUGAUUAUUUAUUCUGAUUAUUUUUGUACUUUUUUUGGUGCAAGGCUAUUUACUGCAAUUUUACUGUCAACCAGCAUUUUACACUAGUAAACACUCAUGUUAAGUCUCUGAGGUCUUUGUUUCAACCAAGAGUGCUCUUUUCACAAGAUGAGUUUUAUCAAUGAUUGAUUUAUAUAAUGGUGCCAUUUGUAGCAGCAACUUUUGAUAAACAGACCACAUAUUACACAGUAUGUAGUUUUAUGUGAAAAUAAUGAACACAUGUAGCAUGGUGCUUUUCCUUCCCUUCCCUGUUCCUCUAUUAGUGGUCAUGAAGGAACAGUACUUCCCCGUUCCUCUAUUAGUGGUCAUGAAGGAACAGUUCUUCCCCGUUCCUCUAUUAGUGGUCAUGAAGGAACAGUACUUCCCCGUUCCUCUAUUAGUGGUCAUGAAGGAACAGUACUUCCCCGUUCCUCUAUUAGUGGUCAUGAAGGAACAGUACUUCCCCGUUCCUCUAUUAGUGGUCAUGAAGGAACAGUACUUCCCCGUUCCUCUAUUAGUGGUCAUGAAGGAACAGUACUUCCCCGUUCCUCUAUUAGUGGUCAUGAAGGAACAGUACUUCCCCGUUCCUCUGUUAGUGGUCAUGAAGGAACAGUACUUCCCCGUUCCUCUAUUAGUGGUCAUGAAGGAACAGUACUUCCCCGUUCCUCUAUUAGUGGUCAUGAAGGAACAGUACUUCCCCGUUCCUCUAUUAGUGGUCAUGAAGGAACAGUACUUCCCCGUUCCUCUAUUAGUGGUCAUGACGGAACAGUACUUCCCCGUUCCUCUAUUAGUGGUCAUGAAGGAACAGUACUUCCCCGUUCCUCUAUUAGUGGUCAUGACGGAACAGUACUUCCCCGUUCCUCUAUUAGUGGUCAUGAAGGAACAGUACUUCCCAGUUCCUCUAUUAGUGUUCAUGAAGGAACAGUACUACCUUCGUUUUUGUUUUUGUCUGGAUAGAUUUAAUCUUUUUUUUUCAGUGUACAUAUAUGAUGACAUAUUGAAAAAGCACUUUUUUAUUUUUCAUAACUUGAAAAAGGUCCUGUUCCAAUAUGUAUAGAUCGAGAGAUAUAUCAGACAGCUCGUGUGAAACCUCUUCUCUUCUUUAUUCAGUAGUUCUGUGUGUAUUUGUUGUUGUUUAUUGUUGUUGUAGAAUGAUAAAUUACAUAUCUGUCUCACACAAAACCAAGCUUACUAAGCAAUUAUGAAAUGCUGCAUAUAAAGAUUGUGUCAGAUUAUGGUGCUUAUUAUUGUCAACCGCACUUGAUUUAUAUGAAUCUGGAUAAUCAUGUUUGUUCACUGUCUGGACUUCUAGAGUGUUUUAAAUAGGACAUGUUUUUAUACAGACAUAGCUAAAAAGACCACAUAAAACCUGUUGAAAUUGUGACUAUAUUACUGUAUAUUUGUUACUGGUGCUAACAAGAUCUGUACCCUCUUUUUAACUGACUCGGGCAUUGAUGGACAGUUAUGUUUUUCUAUAUGCUGGGUAUAAAUACAUUAUACAAGUGGA